Molecule: messenger RNA, 1107 nt
Organism: Zasmidium cellare ATCC 36951
Lineage: Eukaryota; Fungi; Ascomycota; Dothideomycetes; Mycosphaerellales; Mycosphaerellaceae
Exons: 6
Coding region: 1-1107 (368 amino acids)
Cellular component (GO): cytoplasm
Molecular function (GO): 2-oxoglutarate-dependent dioxygenase activity
Source: RefSeq, a predicted model, not a curated record
AUGGCACACCUCGAAGCUUACAAACAUAUCUCACCGGACUCUGGCUAUCCCGUUACCCUCCAUCCAGCAUUCAACUCCAAGAUCGCCAACCAUGUGCCGCCAGAGCAAAUCCGACAGCAUUUGGAAGUCGACAAGGACCGGGCAUCGUUCGCAGAUCCCAACAAGGAAGCUCUGCUCAAAGUCGCCAGGAAGAUCGAUCUCGCAGAAUCAAUUGGCUCAGUCCUCGAGAACGUCCAGCUGUCUCAGCUAGAUUCUAAGCAGCUCGACGAACUCGCUCUCCUGGUCACUGAGCGAGGUGUCGUCUUCUUCCGAGAUCAAGACCUGACGACCGAGAAGCAGGUUGAGCUCUUCCAGCAUUUUGGCAUUCUCGACAGACAUCCGGCACAGAAAGACCAGAAGCAUGUGGUCAUCAAAGGAAGCACUCAAGACCAUCGGCAGAUCGCUAAUUACACGCCGUGGCCUUCUGGGGACUUCCACGCAGAUACGUCGUUUGAGAUCAAUCCACCUUCGUAUUCAAUGCUACGAAUGGAAGAGCACCCACCAGUUGGCGGCGACACGGCGUGGCUGUCCCAGUAUGGCCUUUACGACGCUCUCAGCGAUGCCAUGAAGAAGCAUGUGGAUGGUCUACAUGCUGUACAUACCUCACGAUUGCAGUACGACACGAUCUUAGACCUCUGGGGUGCUGGUCCAAAUCGACCGCCAAUUGACACACAUCAUCCUGCCGUACGAACCCAUCCUGUCUCUGCACUGAAAGCUCUGAACGUAAAUUUGGGAUUCGUCACCGGGUUCGCGGAAUUGAAGAAGAAAGAAUCAGACUAUCUGCUGCAAUUCUUUGAACAUCAUCUUCAUUCUGCAGACGAUCACGCCGUACGUUGGAAAUGGGAAGUUGGCAGUGUAGCAAUGUGGGACAACAGAUGUACCGUCCAUCGAGUAAUUCCGGGCUUCUACACAGCAGGUUCCCGCAAAGGCAUUAGAACGACUGUGUUUGGGGAAAAGCCAUAUUUCGAUCCAAACAGUGAGAGUCGGGAAGAGCGUCUCAACAGAGAACUUGCGGCAUCGAAGACGAAGGUCAAUGGAAAUCAUGCAACAUCGGAGAUCCCCGCGUGA